Alternaria arbusti is the source of this 1308-nucleotide messenger RNA. RefSeq lists its product as uncharacterized. Bases 1 to 1308 code for a protein of 435 amino acids. The record is from RefSeq and is a predicted model, not a curated record. The transcript has a single exon. NCBI's taxonomy places the organism in Eukaryota, Fungi, Ascomycota, Dothideomycetes, Pleosporales, Pleosporaceae.
AUGCCUACAGAGUACGGCGACGAAACCGUUGCUGAGCUCGAAUGGCUCCCGCCGAAACAAGAAUAUAUUGCCAACCUACGCUCAGUCGCACCUCCAGCGGACGAGCCAACGUGUGCUAUAUGUCGUGGUGAGUGGGAGUAUCCGGCCCAGGAAGUCGUCGAGCCAAGCCCUCACUGCUCUCGACAUCCUCUUCACAAAGACUGUCUUCUCAUAACCUUUGCAACGGAAGACGGAGAGGAAGUCAGCAAUCUGUGUCCAUUUUGCCGUCGCGAGCUCUUCGAGAAGAUCACACAGCCGCCUGCGAAGCCCCCGAAUAACCCGAACAAUACUUACCAGCAAACUACCCAACUCUAUGACGGCCUUGUGGCACUUCAUAUCCAGAUUGAAUACAACGACGACAAAACCGAAGAUCCACGGCUGCUGUAUCCUUCUGGUCCAACUAUUGAGGACGCCUUGCAGAAAGACGGUUACUGGUCUACUCUUCCCCGUUUCUUGGACGAAUGGCACCACCGCAAUGCAUCUCAGAUUAUCGAGCAGACAAAAAGCUAUAGGAAACCACUGUCGAUCGUGGAUGUGGGUCGCACUGUGGUUACUGUGUUCUUUGGCAAUGGCGAGCCACCAUCUUGCAGGAUUACACGUCUCACAGAUGAAGGUCGCGCAGCUAUCACUGCGCUCUUUGCGCACGAACCCGACAUCGAAGAGUUGUAUCUAGAGGCUACGGAACUACUAGAUCACCAACAAGGCGAAAUUGUCAUGCAAUGUAUCCGCGCUGCUCUCAUAUACUACGACCAGUCUGCCUUCCCCCAACACGUCGAGGAUUUGCAGGGUAAAACUCGUUGGCUCAUUGCCUACCAUGUUCUUACUUCUCUAUUAACCGGACGCAGACGCACUGAUGAGAACUGUUGGUUUCGAGGAACAAAUAUCGCCCGCUGGCUCCAGCUGGUCCGUUUCCGUAAGAUGCUGCACCGAGGAAUCAAGCACUGGGCAUCACCGACCUUCUUCGCCAGCCAACCCCCACUCGAGAUAAAUUUUCCUUACGGUCACCUUAUGGGUGUUACCGAGGGCUUCGGCGAGCAUGACUUAUUGGAAAUACAGUAUUUCCGGCCCACCGAUGCAGAGCCGUAUCGAACUCGUAUUGGACGCAUCGAUCGUGGUUAUGAAAUGAUCAUAAAGGAGGACACCUCGGUAUGUCCAUUAGAUCCCAAUCUCCCAAAUGGCACUAUCUUUCAAUUUCUGAAGGACGGAACCUUAACAGCUCGGGAACUCAGUCCUGCCUUCCUUCAUGACAUUUCCUGCAACCGUGAGUAA